Molecule: messenger RNA, 1478 nt
Organism: Aphanomyces invadans
Lineage: Eukaryota; Oomycota; Saprolegniomycetes; Saprolegniales; Verrucalvaceae
Exons: 3
Coding region: 28-1347 (439 amino acids)
Biological process (GO): phosphocreatine biosynthetic process
Molecular function (GO): creatine kinase activity
Source: RefSeq, a predicted model, not a curated record
UUCGAAUCGUCGGCAACCGCAGUCCUUAUGUUCGCCAAAGCCAUUCGCAACAACGCUCACGUCGUCGCCGGUGUCGGCGCUUUCACCCUCGGCAUCGCCGGCGGCCUCAAUCGCCCUGCGUCCGAAUCCGCGUCGACGCACUCGGCGCUGAACGAAAUCGCGCUGCGUUUGCGUGCGAUCGAACAAGACUUGGGCCUCAAGAGCCCCGAAGAUGGCAAACCCAAGUACAACAACUACCCCGUGCUCACCCCCAAGCACAAGUCGCUCAUGGCGAAGCACAUCACGCCCGAGAUUUACGCCAAGUUGGCCGGUCGACAAACGUCCUAUGGCUACACGUUGGACCAAGCGAUCCAGACCGGCAUCGACACGCCACAUUUGGGCGUUGGCAUCGUCGCCGGCGAUGAGGACUCGUUCGUUACGUUCAAAGAACUGAUGGACCCGAUCAUCGAAGGAUGGCACGGGUACAAGCCCGAAGACAAGCAUCACUCGGACUUGGACUACACCAAAAUCAAGAACGGCAACAUCCCGUCUUCGUACGUCGAAAGCACGCGCAUCCGUGCAGGCCGCAGCGUCCGCGGGCUGGCGCUCCCGCCUGGCACGUCCCGCGGCGAGCGUCGCGAAGUCGAACGCGUCUUGUCGAAAGCACUCGGCAACCUCACGGGCGACCUUCGCGGCAAGUACUACCCGUUGGCCAAGAUGACCAAGCAAGAAGAGCAACAGCUCAUCGACGACCACUUCCUCUUCCAAAAGCCCGGCGGCGGCACGUUGCUCACGAACGCCGGCGCCGCGCGCGACUGGCCCGACGGCCGCGGCAUCUUCCACAACGACGCCAAGUCGUUCUUGGUCUGGGUCAACGAAGAAGACCACAUGCGCGUCAUCUCGAUGGAGAACACGGGCAACGUCCAGAACGUGUUUGAGCGCUUCGUCCGCGGCGUGAACGACGUCGAGAAGGUCGUCAAGGCCGAGGGCCGCGAGUACAUGUACGACGACCACCUCGGCUUCCUCUGCACGUGUCCGUCCAAUCUCGGCACGGGCCUGCGCGCCAGCGUCAUGAUCAAGUUUCCCAAGCUCUCGGAGAACUCGGACCAGUUUUACGCGCUCUGCGAUGUGCUCGGUCUCCAGGCGCGCGGGUCCAAGGGCGAACACUCUCCUCCUGGUCCUGGCGGCGUCUACGACGUGUCCAACAAGGCGCGCAUCGGGUUCUCAGAGGUGGAGCUCGUCCAGACCAUGAUCGACGGCGUGUGGAAGCUCAUUGAGCUCGAGGAAGACCUGAAGAAGGGUUUGAGUAUCGCCGACAAGGUGGCCAAGCUCGGGGUGAAGGCAGGGGCCAAGUCUAGCGGCCAUUAACGGUUCGUCGGUGCUGGCGGCCGUCCGCCGAGUGUAAACGAAUCAAUGCAUGCUGCUUCCAACGCGUUGUCCAAAGUUGCAACGAUCGACGUAAAAAUAUGGCUCAAAUCGAAACGUCGUUUCAUUGAAAC